GUUUGCAGAUGGCCGCUCCCUGGUAGCAUGCCGCUUGUGGUGUUUUGCGGGCUGCCGUGCAGCGGCAAGAGCCGCCGUGCAGAAGAGCUUCGCUGGGCAUUGGCGGCUGAGGGCCACACGGUAUACGUGGUGGAUGACGCUUCGGUGCUAGGCGCGGAGGACGCGACCGUGUAUGGCGAUUCUGCCCGUGAGAAGGCUUUGCGUGGGGCCCUGCGAGCCGCCGUGGAACGGCGCCUGAGUCGCCACGAUGUGGUCAUCCUGGACUCGCUCAACUACAUCAAAGGCUUCCGCUACGAGCUCUACUGCUUAGCGCGGGCAGCGCGCACGCCGCUUUGCCUGGUUUAUUGCGUGAGGCCAGGAGGUGCAAGCCGAGGACCUGAGGUGACUGGCGCGGAAGAGWACCCGGGCCCGAAAGUUAAUGUGAGUUGGCGGCCGCGCGCUGAGGAGGGCGGGAAAUCUGAGCCUGCAGACAUCAGUACUAUCACCGAACCGGCCUCUAUAGUAAAUGGGAGAACCGGGGCCCACGGACCUAGGGAAUUGGAGCCGGAAGAAGCCGAAGCAUCAGAUUCUUCAGCUGUAGUGAUUGCGGAGCCUGAGAAAUCUGUGAAGCAUGUGACCAGUGCCUUUUACCCUCCUGAAUUAAUGCAGGCUCUAACACUGCGCUUUGAGACUCCUGACUCUCGGAACCGUUGGGAUCGGCCUUUGUUUACUGUGGUGGGCUUAGAAGAGGCAUUACCUUUGGCGGAGAUCCGGGCUGCCCUGUUUGAGAACCGGGCUCCCCCACCACAUCAGUCUACACAAUCCCAGCCCCUUGCCUCGGGCAGCUUUCUACACCAGUUGGAUCAGGUCACAAGCCAGGUGUUGGCCAGACUGAUGGAAGCGCAGAAGUGCGCUGUGCCUGGGGACUUGCUAACACUUCCAGGCACCACCGAGCACCUAAAAUUCACUCGGCCCCUGACCAUGGCAGAACUGAGUCGCCUUCGUCGCCAGUUUAUUUCCUAUACUAAAAUGCAUCCCAACAAUGAGAACCUGCAUCAACUGGCCAAUAUGUUUAUUCAGUAUCUGGGUCAGAGCUUGCACUAAUCAGAGCGGUAGGGGGAAUCCGUGGCUUCCACUGUUCUCUAGGAAGAAUAGUCUGAAGGUCUGCAAAGCGUGUUAUAUUAGUGGAGCUGCUGAACUUACUGAUUUGUUCCAGCUUUCCUGACUGCCCCUGUGCCAGGCCCUGAGUUUACAGCAUAAGUUUGAGACUAGAGAGAAUCCUGGCAAAUUUCUCCGGAGAAGACAGCUCAAGUGGUCAGGGAUUGCUUAGAUUGGAUUGGUAUAUCACAUACCAUUGACUCUUCCCAUUUGAAUAGUGGGUGAAGAGACUGGAUGGAUAAGAAUGUUUUAAAACAGUUGUGAAUAGUUCUAGACUCUGUGCUGGCCAGUCUUUCAUAUCACAAAUCUUUUCUGAGUACCAAUUUUUGCUAGUUUCUUUUUCCUGGGACUGAGUUUACUGAUAAACCCAUUGUUUUUGGUCGUUAAGUAUCUUUGAUUUUGUGAAAGCGAAAGACAUAACCACUAGGUUAUUUCCUCCAAUAAAAUAUUUUAAAAGUAGU
Molecule: messenger RNA, 1598 nt
Organism: Urocitellus parryii (Arctic ground squirrel)
Lineage: Eukaryota; Metazoa; Chordata; Mammalia; Rodentia; Sciuridae
Gene: Kti12
Product: KTI12 chromatin associated homolog
Source: RefSeq, a predicted model, not a curated record